UUGAAAAACAGUGACCGGAUGAUUAUUUGCCCUCGCUAGUUGACAGCCCCUCGUACGACCGUGACAGUUAGAGCAAACUUAUCUGGUGCUGCUCUCUGCUCUGCGUUGACAAACAACCUUGCAGUUGCCAAAGACGGACUGAAAAUGCUGUCUUACAUCAUUGGUUUGAUCCGAGGCGGCUUUGACAGCAUCGUUAACUUGAUCUUCAGACUCCUCUUCUCAAAGAGGAGACCAGCCCUCACCUUAGAGGACCCCAACAUCAAAUAUGCACUGCGACUGCUGGACAAGCAGAUUGUCAGCCAUGACACAAGGAAGUUCCGAUUUGCCCUGCCUUCCCCUGAACACAUUCUCGGUCUCCCCAUCGGGCAGCAUAUCUAUUUGUCUGCAAAAAUAGAUGGAAAGCUGGUGGUUCGUCCGUAUACACCAGUGUCCAGUGAUGAUGACAAAGGCUAUGUGGACUUAGUGGUGAAGAUUUACUUUAAAGAUGUUAAUCCUAAAUUCCCAGAGGGUGGGAAGAUGAGUCAAUACUUGGAGAGCCUGAGGAUCAACGACACUAUUGACUUCAGAGGACCCAGUGGUCUUAUUGUUUACAAAGGCAAAGGUGUUUUUGCUGUACAACCAGAUAAAAAGUCCCCCGCUGACACCAAGACAGCUAAACAUGUAGGCAUGAUCGCUGGAGGAACCGGAAUCACUCCCAUGUUGCAGCUCAUCACAGCUGUGAUGAAGGAUCCACAGGACAAGACAGUGUGUCACCUGCUGUUUGCCAACCAGACUGAGAAAGACAUCCUGUUGCGACCAGAGUUGGAGGAGAUUCAGGUCAACCACCCGGACCGGUUCAAGCUGUGGUUCACUUUGGACAAAGCACCUGAAGACUGGGAGUACAGCCAAGGCUUCAUCAGUGAAGACAUGGUGAGGGAACACCUGCCGCCUCCAAGUGAAGACACUCUCAUCCUGAUGUGCGGACCUCCGCCUAUGAUCCAGUUCGCCUGCAACCCCAAUGUGGACAAAGUUGGCCACUCCAGCAGCCGCAGGUUCACCUUCUAGACGUCUGUCCACACCAAAGAAAGCGGUUUGGGCGUCCAGUUAUUAUAUUCACUACCUUGAAAGCAUUAAGGCAUUUGUACAGUUGCAGUGGGUAUUGCACUAUAUAUGUUUGCUAUAUUUAUGUAAUCAUAUCCAUCAUGCAACAGAAUCACAGCAAGGACCAAUUAAAGUAGUCAGUCA
Messenger RNA from Etheostoma spectabile (orangethroat darter), 1224 nucleotides. It is a transcript of the gene cyb5r3, whose product is annotated as cytochrome b5 reductase 3. Gene Ontology annotation, molecular function: oxidoreductase activity; FAD binding. Gene Ontology annotation, cellular component: mitochondrion. The transcript has 9 exons. The record is from RefSeq and is a predicted model, not a curated record. Lineage: Eukaryota; Metazoa; Chordata; Actinopteri; Perciformes; Percidae. The coding region runs from base 145 to 1044 and encodes 299 amino acids.